AUGAGUGAAGGUCAGAACAAUAAUUCUUACCUAGAAGAAGAAUAAACACAAAGAGGAUUGAAAAAUUGUGAAGCUUUUUGCAACAGAUUGAGAAGAGACUAUCCAUCAUUAUAUUAGUAAAUUUUAAUAUGAAAAUAUUUAGAUAGCUCGUUGUGCUUUUGAAGGAUUACAAAUAGAAUAGAUAAAAUAUAUCUCUCUAUUACAGUGAGAUAAAAAAACUCUUUUCUGAUUAGCCAGCUGUCAUUGAAAAUCUGAAUAAAUUAUUUUAUCAUGAUGCCCGCAUCAAAUCAAAUGAUGCGAUCUAAUAAUUAGAGUCCAUUUUUAGGCAAGACAAGAAUAGAAUCAAUCUACUAGAGUAAACCAAAAAUCUGAUUCUCAAGGGAAACCUCGACCAACAGUAAUAAUUAGAUGUAAUUAUAACUUUUAUAUCAUAUUCUAGUUAAUAUCAAUCUAAUUUAAAGAUGAUCCAGAAGCUCUUAAGGAAAUUCAAAAUGCGUUCAAAUUGAAGAAGUAGAAGCAGAAAAUACAAGUGGAUUGGGAUGACAUCAAAACCAAAAGAGUAAAACCCAAUCCUCCUACCAUGGAAGAAAUAUAAUCAUAUUAAGCUUAUUAUACUUAAUAUUUUUACAAUAAUGCUUAUUAACUACAAGUAAGCAGAGAGAUUAAAAAUGAAAUUAUUGUGUUGGAUAAACUAAGAUUAAAGUGUUUUAGCCAUUUUACAUAAGAAUCUGAUUUUAAUCAAUUCUUUUAUGAAUUUGUAAAUGUCAUUCAUUUAUAUACAGAAUGUAUAAUCACUUAAUACGAGCUUAUGGAUAUUUUGUCAUCACACACAUGGAUUGAUUAAGAGAUUAUAGAUGAACUCAGAAUUGCUAUUUUCACUAGAGCACCUGCACGUCGGCAAUAAACUUAAUUAUUUAAACCACUUAAAGAUACGGACUUUAAAAAUGCUGAACAUAUCACUGGUUCAUAUGUUAGAAUGCAUCCUGGUUAUGCAAACAUAAUGAAGGAAGACCCCAAAUUGCCAAAUGUAUUAAAUCAUCUCUGGGUCUCUGUGCCAUUUGGUAGUGAGGAUUACUCAUUUUCAAUCAUGAGAAAAAACAGUUUUGAAGAGCAGUUGUUCAAAAUAGAAGAUGAAAUGUUUGAAUACGAUGUUAAUAUUAAUUGCUACAGAAGAACUAUUAAAGUACCAAUUUAUCUAUAAAAUAGUUACUUGAUUAAUUGAUUGCAGGAAACAAUCAAUAAGCAAUUGAAUAGCAAAUAAGGAAAAUACUCCAAAUUAAGUGUUUACAAUCAGUCUACAAAACCAAUAGUAAGGAUUAAGAGGAAGUUAUAACAUUAUGGUAGAAGAAUCCAGUGGGGUGCUCUCCUAUCCUAAGAGAUAGAUUGAAUCAAAAAUGUUAAGAAUUGAUUAAAUCUAGAGAAAUAGCAAAUCAAACUUGGAAAAUCACUUAAAAAAACAACUUCUCUAGAUCUUUAGAUCAUCGAUCCUUUUAUUUCAAGAAAAAUGAAAAGUAGUAUACUUGUGCUUCAAGAUUUCUAAAAGAGCCUGACGAAAAAUUCACAUUAAUCCAAGCAAAUACUGCAAUUUAAGCAGAAUAUUUGAAUUCAUUGAUAUAAUUAACUACAAUUAAACCACUCAGUUAUGGAAAAUUAGUUAAUAUCAAUGAAAUUGACUAAACCACUGUAUUUAGUUUGUAUAUUUCAAAUAAAACUCUUUUGGAAGAAACAUUUGAGAUCUUUAAAUAUUAUGUUGAAUAAUCUAAUUUGAAUGAAUCAGAGUGGAUUCUUGAUUUAUUUUAAAAAUUAUGUUAAGGAUACUUUAAUCUUGAGCUUGUUGAUCAGAAUUAUAAUUUUUCACUUUUGAGGGGAGACUUAUCUACUAUAGAAUAAUACGUUACUAACUCAUCAUUCUCCUAUAUAGAUUAGUUUAACAUUGAAUAAGAAUAAACGAAAAAAUCUCAUUUGAAUAACAAUAAUUCAAAUAGUAACAAUAGAAAGGACUCAGAUGAUUUUGAAGAAUCAGAUUAUGAACUACAGAGAAUCAAAACUCUUAAAUCACCUCUUAUUGAUGAAGAAGAUGUGUUUCCAAGAAAUUAAUUAUAAUUACUUUCAAACACUAAAAGUAACUUUAAACCCCAAGGAAAAAUCAUUUAUGGAACAUCAGGAAUAUAUCUAUUUUUUCGAUAUUUCUAUUCGUUGUAUUAAAGAAUUGAAUUGGCACAUUAAAUUAGUUAGAAUUUUGAAUAAAAUGAGAAAUUUGAAAGUAUUGUAAUUUUUAAUUUUAGAAUUGAAUGAAAAAGAAAAAAAGAAAAUAAUUGAAAUUAGAUACAAGUUAUUUAAGCAUGCUCUCCUUUACUCAAUUAAAAAUAAGGAUUUCAAAUAUCAAGACUACUUAAGUUUACUUUUUGGAAAACAAGUGAAUGUUUAUAAUAACCUUUUAGGCUUUUCUAUUCUAUACUAUUGAUAAAAUGCUUUCAGAUUGUUGUAAACACUUAGCCAGCUUAUUAAAUGAUAAAUUGACAGAUUCUUUCUUUGAUUUCUUGUUCAAGUCAAACAAUGACAAAUACGAGUUAGAUCCAACUAAAACUGAGGAGGUUUAGUUAAGUAACCUAUCUUUUGCGCUGCUAGAUUUAUAAUGGGAACAAGCACAACGAGUAUUAUUUAGAGUAAGAUAUGCAUAAUGUUUAGUUUUGCUUAUAAGAUGAUAGUUUACAUAUUAAUUAUUUGCCUAAUUGGUCGAGUAUUUAAGAUAAAUAAUAAUUAAAUCGAAUCUCAUAAUUUGUUAAAUCUUACACAACAACCUAUUCAAAUAGAAUCAAAGGUGUAUUUUUGCAAAGAAAUUUAAGAGACGCCAGAGCAAGCACUUAAAAUCAAAUGGAAUGGACAGUCUUUGAUUAGAUGAGAAUAAAAAAUAAUUUGUCUGAUAUUUUAAUUAAAUGA
This is a messenger RNA of Paramecium octaurelia, 2940 nucleotides long. The record is from the annotation of a GenBank genome assembly. NCBI's taxonomy places the organism in Eukaryota, Ciliophora, Oligohymenophorea, Peniculida, Parameciidae.